Molecule: messenger RNA, 6967 nt
Organism: Tympanuchus pallidicinctus (lesser prairie-chicken)
Lineage: Eukaryota; Metazoa; Chordata; Aves; Galliformes; Phasianidae
Gene: TCF3
Product: transcription factor 3
Exons: 20
Coding region: 232-2349 (705 amino acids)
Biological process (GO): regulation of transcription by RNA polymerase II
Cellular component (GO): transcription regulator complex
Molecular function (GO): protein dimerization activity; DNA-binding transcription factor activity, RNA polymerase II-specific; RNA polymerase II cis-regulatory region sequence-specific DNA binding
Source: RefSeq, a predicted model, not a curated record
CGCACGCGCCGCCCGGGCCGGAGCUCAGCGCGCCGCUUCGCUGCGCCGUACCCCGCCGGCGGCGCAGAACAAUAGGAGCCGCCGCCGCCCGCCGGCCCCGCACCGGGCCCGGAACGGGGCCCUGAGCUCCGCGGGACUCUUCAUGCCCGGCCGCCGCUCCUCCCCGCGCACACGCACCGCGGGCUCGGUUCGGUCCAGGAAAAGGACUGCCACUGUUGAGUCUGUGGGAGUAUGAAUCAGCAGCAGCAGAGAAUGGCUGCAGUUGGGACAGACAAAGAGCUCAGUGACCUGCUGGACUUCAGUAUGAUGUUUCCCCUGCCAGUGGCUAAUGGAAAAAACAGACCCACGACCCUAGCAAGCACUCAGUUUGGAGGAUCAGGUUUGGAUGAAAGACCGGGAUCAGGUUCCUGGGGAACGGGAGAUCAAAACAGCUCCACGUUUGACCAAGGAAGGCAGAGCUAUGGUGAAGGCCCCCACUAUGGUGAGCACCGGGACCUGCCGUCGCACAACAGCUUGUCUUCAUCUCCAUUCCUGGGACCUGGACUAGUGGGGAAGAGCGGUGAAAGAGCCUCGUACUCCACUUUUGGAAGAGACGCCGCCGGGAUGCCAGGACUGAGCCAGACUGGUUUCCUGCCCAGCGAAAUGGGAAUCGCCAGUCCGAGCACGCUUUCCCCCACUGGAGUGAAGGGGGGGUCUCAGUAUUUUUCUUACCCCAACAAUCCUCGCAGGAGAGGUGCUGAGAGCAGCAUAGCAGAUGGACAGCCCAAAAAGGUUCGGAAGGUGCCUCCUGGACUCCCCUCCUCGGUGUAUCCAUCCAACUCAGGUGAUGACUACAGCAGGGAUCCGGCUGGAUACACUCCCUCAAAACCUCCCAGCACUGUAUACCCCGGAGCCUUCUAUAUGGCAGACGGGCUUCACAACUCGCCAGACCUGUGGAGCUCCCCUGGUGCCAUGAGCCAGUCCAGCUACGGGGCCAUGCUGGGCAGUUCCUCCUCCCCUCUCCCGCAGUCCGCCAGCUUCAACAGUUUACAUCAGCACGAACGCAUGAACUACCAGCUGCAUUCAGGAGAGGUGAAUGGCGGGCUGCCCUCCGUGUCAGGCUUCUCCUCUGCCUCCACCCCAUAUGGCGUCUCCAGCCACACGCCGCCGAUCAGUGGGACCGACACCAUGAUGGGUAACAGAGGAACCACGGCUGGGAGCUCGGGAGACGCUCUUGGGAAGGCACUAGCUUCAGUAAGAGCUGCUGCACAUCCCCGACUGUUCCCUGCCCCUGCAGACCUCCCUCUGCACCGAGGACCAUCUAGGCAGUGGGAAGAUGGACGCAUUUAUUCCCCAGAUCACUCUAGCAAUAACUUCUCAUCAAACCCCUCCACACCGGUCGGCUCCCCGCAGGGCCUUGCAGGCACAUCCCAGUGGUCUCGAGCGGGCGGACAGGGUGCCUUAUCUCCCAGCUACGAAGGGAGCCUCCACACUUUACAAAAUAAAAUGGAAGACAGGUUGGACGAAGCCAUCCACGUGCUGAGGAAUCACGCCGUGGGCCAGACGGCCGCCAUGCCAAGCAACCACGGGGACAUGCAUGGGCUGCUGGGCUCUGCUCCCGCACACAGUGCUGCUGUGGGCAGCCUGGGCCAGGCCUUCCCUGCCUCUGUCAUGUCCCUGGGGGGUCGACACCCCAGCCUGGUGGGAGGAGGUCACCCUGAAGACGGGCUGUCCAGCACCCCCAGCAUGCUCCACAACCAUGUCACACUUCCAUCACAGCCCAGCUCACUCCCUGACCUCAACAGGCAGCAGGACACGUACAGUGGCUUGUCAGGGGGGCUGGGGCGAAGCAGCGUCUCCUCAGGAACCAACGAGAUAAAGAGGGAAGAGAAGGAGGAUGAGGAGAACACAUCAGUGGCAGAUAACUCUGAAGAGGAGAAGAAGGAGCUGAAACCCUCCCGGAAUAGAACAAGGUGCUCUUUGAACAGUCAAGAUGAGGAUGAGGAGGACGAUCUUCUUCCCCCAGAGCAAAAAGCCGAGAGAGAAAGAGAAAGGAGGGUCGCCAAUAAUGCCCGUGAGCGCCUGCGGGUCCGGGACAUCAACGAGGCCUUUAAAGAGCUCGGACGCAUGUGCCAACUCCACCUAAACAGCGAAAAACCACAGACCAAACUGCUAAUCCUCCACCAGGCCGUAUCAGUCAUACUGAACCUGGAGCAACAAGUUAGAGAGCGCAAUCUGAACCCCAAAGCUGCCUGCUUGAAACGUCGGGAAGAGGAGAAAGUAUCCGGAGUGGUGGGAGACCCGCAGAUGACACUUUCAGCUUCGCAUCCUGGUCUCGGAGACGCUCACAACCCCGUUGGACACAUGUAAAGAUCCUUUUGUUCCUCUGGACGCGGAGAUCCACAGGAUGCCAAUCCUGGCUGCGAUCUGCGACCUUCCCGACCCAUAAACUUUAGUCCUGCUCAUACUGACACACGUGGACGGAUCCUGGCGUGACGUAAGGGGUGGAAAAACACUUUGAAACGCAAACAAACAAACAAACAAAAUUGCCUUAAGUAUAAAGCGCGGAACAGUCGAUACAUAUCACUCAGUUAGGAGGGGGUGGCGUGUUCUCUUGGCUUGUUCACAAGCAGCCAGCAGCAAAAUUGUGCCUAAGCUUCGUAUUUCUCUCUCCUUUUUUUUUCUUUCUUUCUUUUUUUUUUUUAAACAAACGAAAAAAAAAAAGAAGAAAAAAAAAAAGAAAAAAGACCAUUAGUGACGAGAUUUUUUUACGUAGAACAAAUUAGCGACGCCUUUUGGGCUCUGUGUUUUUUUUUUUGUUGUUCUGUUUUUUAGCUUCUUUUGCCUAUGUUUUGUAAGCGACGAAAAAGGAAUUUUUUUGGGAUUUUUUUUUUUGUUUGUUUGUUUUAUUUGUUGUUUCGUUUUGGGGUUUUUUGUUUUUUGUGGGUUUUUUUUGUAUAAAAAAAUGUCUUGUACCCCCACGCUUUUCUGCUGCUGUUUCUAUAGUUAACGUUGCAUCUUUAGGAUCAACCAGAAUAUUAAAAUUGUAUUAAGAGAGACUGGAUAUAAAGAGAGGAAUUCUCACAUUCGGCUCUGAAAGCCACUAAAAGCGAAUGUAGCCACAGCAAGGAGGUGUUGGUCCUUGCCCGGCUUGUACCUUCCAUGACAAAACAAACUCGUGCUGAAUUCUCCAUCUCUUUGCUUCGGCCACUUCUGAUUUGGGAGAAGGAAAUCAACCAGCGGCCUGCAGCAGCUCCUCCCAGGAGGAAAAAUUCCCCAUUUGCGGGGCUGCGCCGGCUCCCCUUCGUUCCUGUUGGGUGCAGGGGCGCCGUGAUGGGAGGACAGGAGCACGGGGUGUGGAAGGGAACAGAGGAUGGCUGCGUUCCCAAGGUAAGCAGAGCUGCUGCAGAUGAAAGCUGCCCACGCCUGCAAGUGGCCGCCUGGAGCCCGAGGCUCUUCCAGAGGCAGCGCUGAACAAAGAUGACCGAACAAAGCUGGAGGCAUUGGGAAGAUGCGGUGGCGGAUGAAGCAGCAGCAUUGAGGACGCAGUGCCUGGUGCCGUGGGAGCGGAUGGACGCACAGACACGGGCAGCUCAGCCCCCGGCCGUGGCUGCGGUGGGAUCCCAGCCCAGAGUCGCAACCGUCGGGAAGCGGCAGCGCUGCAGGAAGAGGGGCGGCUCUGCGUCCCGCCGCUGCAUCCUGGAGGUCACACUGUGCCCAUCCUGCCGUGGGGCAGCCAAUAUCAUCUGCAUAGGCAGGAAAGGAAGGCAGCAGUGGGCACCCACCCCACACAGCGCUCCGGCAGCCAAGCUGUGCUGCGCUCCCUUCGCUCUGAGCCGCACCGGGUCACCCCAGAUGUGCCCAGCAGGAGGAGAGCCCAAAGCAAGGAGGCUGCAGGAGGUGCUGAGCCCUUCUGAAGUUGGCAGUGGAAGAUCAUCCGCCGAGAUUCUGGGUUGUUGUUUUUUUUUGUUUCUUCCCUUUCCUUCGCCAAAAUCACUUCCAAAAUGUUUUCUGCCUGCUUCUUUCCAGCUCUGUGGGCUGAUGGUGUCAGUGCUCCAGGACGAUGCCAUCCCCCAUUCCAGCAGCAUCUGCAGUGCCCUGGAAGUGGGUCAGCUGCCUCCGUGGGGCAGGACAGGCCAUGCGGACAGCAAGCAGGGUCUGUCUGUGUCCUUUGUUUUUGGGCCCCGUGUUCCUGGGAGAGCUGUAUUGCUUCAGUACAGGGAGAGGGAAGGGCUAGCAAGCAGCACUGGGUCCUGUGGCAUUUCCUUGGUGUAACCUUGUGCUUUGUAGCUCCGCUUCGUGCUCUGGCAAAGGGUGCUGGAAGCACUUGGGAUGUUGCUCAUCUCCCCAUGGCAGUAGCUCAGAAUGGGGCUGGGUGCUGGAGCAGGAUGGGAUCAUCUCUCCCUGCUGGGACUCUGCAAGGUGUAGGAGGCCAUGUUGGAUGCUUCUGGCUUUCCCUGCUCCCAGCAUCACGUCUGUGGAGUGAGACCUGAGAGCAGGGCAGCCUCCUGCACCGCGCCGGGAGCUCGCUGGCUUACAGCACUCCUGCUCUGGGUUCUGCCUGUGGGACAGCCCUGCAGCAGAGCUGGGUCCCCCCCCAGAGCACCCUGCAGAAUCCCAGCCCUGCGAGCCCAAAACCAUGCAGAAAGCUUUAGAAGUGCUUCCCUGACACGUUGAUUUAGCAACAAGAAUUUGAGAAGGUGGUCGCGUACAGAUGGAUUUAAAGAAAAUCUCCGAUUUUAAAAGGAAAAAAAAAAUCUUAUAAAAAUCCAUAAGCUGUCAGCAAAAUUGAAGAUUUCUUGUUAGCAAAAACUAGCCAGCUUCUUGGCAGGGCACAGACAAAGAGCCCUCGAGCACAAACCGCGCUGUGCCAGAGCUUGGGGAGGUUUUGGUGCCUCUGUUCUGCGCAGGGCAGCACGGUGGGGACGUGGCAUUGCUGUGCCUCUGCUCGUGUCUCACCCUGCAGCGCUGAGCUGCAGGGCAGGAGCUGGGUCACAGCCUGUGCACCUCGGGGCUGGGAGCAGCAGAGGCUCUGCUGGAGUCGGGGCAGUGCAGGAUUGUGCUUUGCCGUCCCCAUCGCUCGGGGGAUGGGAUCUGUCUGCUUGGCAUUGGGAGUUUUUGUCCCCUCUGGAUGAGAGAUGCAGAAUUGCAAUGUGGGACCUUCCCAGCUGUCAUUUGGGCGAGCAGCCGGCGCGGUGAGACGGUUUCUUUGAGGUUAUGCUUGAGCAGGAAGGGCAGAAGCAGGCUGGGAUUUCCCCAGGAGUCUGCAAUUUCAGGUUCAGUGCAGCAGCCUCUCUCAAAGGCGCUUUGUGUCUGAGGCAUCUGAAGCCAGCAGAGCCCUCAACCCCCUCAGCUGAGGCCUUUGAGAGCCAGGAGGCUUCUGAAUGCCCGUUCCCAUUCCCUCUGUCCCUGAGUUUUGCCUUUAUGGAGUGAUGUCUCAGUGGAGCCUGCAGCCCUGCUGCGUGCUGUGCCAGCCCCUGGCCUGGGGCUUUAGAAUAGAGCUGGGGAUGGGGAGGAGAAGCAGCACUGGGCUGGGACAAGCAGAGAGCCCACACACAGCAUGGCCAACCCACAGCGAGCCACGGCCGCUGGAUUCCCCAUUCCUGCUUAACACCAGCACUAGCAAGACCUGAUCGCUGUACACAGGCUUGCACGAGGUCUUUGCCCUGUUAAAUCCUAUGCAACCCCCUCUCCUCUCCCUCAGGGCCCUGCAGGUCCCAGCCCAGCCCCUUCUCUCUGCUCUGUGCCCGCCGAGCCCCGGUGCUCUCAGGGUGCAGCUUCAUUUCCAGCAGCUCCAAAAGCAUUUCCAGACCUGCACCCCGAGACCGCGGGUCGGAUGAGCGGCGAGAAGCAGGAGCAGCUCCCAGCACCGACCUGGGGGGGACCCAGCUGUCCUGGGGCUCUUCAUGCACGCUUCCCCCUCCUGUGCCUUCUGCACGCUGCUCCGCCAGCAUCCUCCACCCUGCAGUGGUUGGGAAUGGAGCUCUUGGGCUGCUCUUCCUUUGGGCAGCAGCAGGGGCUCCACGCCAGUAUUUCUGUCCCUGGGUCCCGUGCCAUCAGCCCCGCUCCAGCUCGGCACCCAUUGCAGUGGAAGGAGGGCAGAGAAAAGCCCUCUCAGCCCCUUACACCCGCAGCUGCAGCGGGGAAGCAGCGGGGCUUUAUGCCCCAAACCCAGGCUGUGCUGAGGGUGCAGCAAAGCAUCCCCACAGCCGUGCUGCCUCCCCACAGCCCCAAAUCACCCGAAAGCCACCAGCGUCCAAGCAAACAGCAGCAGGGGGACGUGGGGAGGCUCCCCACCAGCAGCUUUCGGUUGUGGGGUGAGAGGGGCACCAAGCUGGGGGGGGGGGGGGGAAGUGAUUCGUUUUGCAAGGGGCUGGUUGGCAAAACGAAGCAUCCCAUGGUUGCUCUUUCUAUAUAUUUUUGUAGGACAGGGCGGGAUGGGAGAGCAGAUGGGAGAUGGCUGCAGAAGUUAUUUUUCACCCCAUAUAAAGUUUUAGGUUGGUUUCGGGGUGGGUUUUUUUUUUUUUUGGCCUUUAAAUAAGAAAAAAAAGAAAGAAUAAUAAUGAAAUGGUCCUUGCUUUUGAUGUCUAUGCUGCCUACCUGUAAAUCCAGAUGUACUUAAGUGGCUGAAAUCCUUGUUCUUAAAUCAGAUACACAUUAUAGUUUUGAACUAUAUAUAUAGUAAAUAUAUAUAUAUAUAUGCCUAACCCAGCAAAAAUUAAAAAAAAAAAUAAGAAAAUAAAGUAUUUGGGGGUGGGGAAAUGCAUUGCUCUUUGAAAUGAAUCACAAUUGGGGGAUGAAAUUGUGUUUCUGAGUGCCUCGAGAUAAGAAUUGUUUUCAUUUUUUUAAAUAAUUUUAUACAAGUGUCAAAACAGCUGGCUGGAUUAUUUGGAAUUUUUAAAUAAUCCUAACUUUUUUAAAGUAGAUUUUGAGAACUGUCCUGUAUAUAACAGUAAUGUAGCAAUAAAUGUGACAUUUUAUAACAAUA